Drosophila simulans is the source of this 2922-nucleotide messenger RNA. It is a transcript of the gene Gyc89Db, whose product is annotated as soluble guanylate cyclase 89Db. The transcript has 2 exons. Gene Ontology annotation, cellular component: guanylate cyclase complex, soluble. Gene Ontology annotation, molecular function: guanylate cyclase activity; heme binding; oxygen sensor activity. Gene Ontology annotation, biological process: response to oxygen levels; nitric oxide-cGMP-mediated signaling; cGMP biosynthetic process. The coding region runs from base 671 to 2680 and encodes 669 amino acids. The record is from RefSeq and is a predicted model, not a curated record. NCBI's taxonomy places the organism in Eukaryota, Metazoa, Arthropoda, Insecta, Diptera, Drosophilidae.
AGAGAUAUAUAGUGAGAAAUAAGGGUAUUUUCAUACAUCCAAAGAAGGCAGUUCUUUAAAGGAUUAGGAAGCAAUAUGAGAAACAGAGGUAAAACUUAUAGUUAAAGUAGCAAUUGAGUUGGCCACAAAUUAUUACACCAUAGUCCAUUUAACUUUAGCAUCCAAUCCAUUAUUUAUCAAUUUAUAUAGAUUAGGGUUCUUCCUGCCACUUUCUAGCUACCAUAAAUUACGAGCGAUUAAAUCUAACUUAAGUAUAAAGGAGCAGAAGUUAAGCAUUGCCUUUAUGUUUGUUUUGACUAUGUGGAUUCCCUGACCAUUAAUCAAACGUUAGCAUUUUCAAACAGCAUUUUUAUCCACGUUUUACGACCUUGGGCUUGUCGGAAAUUUGCAUGUUUUUGUCAAAAUUAAAUACACUCAAACUCGGGAAAGAUGUUCGAGAAUUUAUGGCUCAGUUAGUUAGUCUGAGUAGAAAAAAAAUGAAAAACCGGCAUUGCCACCAGCGAAUUACCGGCAAUAGGAAACGGAAAUAAGUUAAGCACAAUGAGCUAUGUUCCUUUCGCCAAGAACGUGACAGGCUUCAAGGACCUUGAGGUGGAUAAACUUUUACGAAGGCAAUUUCGACGAUAGGCAGGACUUCACAGGACCAAGGACAUUCACAUCCUGCCCCAUCAUGUACGGAAUGCUGUACGAGAGCGUGCAGCACUACAUCCAGCAGGAGUACGGCAUGGAGACCUGGCGGAAGGUCUGCCAGAUUGUCGACUGCAAGCACCAGAGCUUCAAGACGCAUCAGAUCUAUCCGGACAAGCUGAUGCCGGACUUUGCGGCAGCCCUGUCCGCCAGCACGGGCGAGUCCUUCGACUUCUGCAUGAACUUCUUCGGGCGCUGUUUUGUGCGGUUUUUCAGCAACUUUGGCUACGACAAGAUGAUCCGCUCCACAGGUCGAUACUUUUGCGACUUCUUGCAGUCCAUCGACAACAUCCACGUGCAGAUGCGUUUCACCUAUCCCAAGAUGAAGUCGCCCAGCAUGCAGUUGACCAACAUGGAUGACGAUGGGGCUGUGAUCCUGUACCGCAGCGGCCGAACCGGCAUGUCCAAGUACCUGAUUGGCCAGAUGACCGAGGUGGCCAAGGAGUUCUAUGGCCUAGACAUGACUGCCUACGUCCUGGAGAGCCAAAAUGACAUCUGCGGUGGCACAGCCGGUCCCAUUAAGCUUACGGAGGGUCCUCUGACCGUGAUUGUCAAGUAUCGGCUGGACUUCGAUAAUCGUGAUUAUAUGGCCAAGCGGGUCAAUGUCAUUGCUCAUCCUUCGCAGCUCAAGAUGCCGUCGGUGGACCUUAAUGUGUUCCUCGAGCUGUUUCCCUUUACCAUUGUGCUGGAUCACGACAUGAAAAUCACACUUGCAGGCGAGAAGAUUGUCGAGACGUGGAUUCUGCAUAAUCCUGGGGUGAAUCCAAAGACCUUCAUUGGCAGUCACAUAUUGGAGCGGUUUAAGUGCCGCCGUCCCAAGGACACUCAAAUCCAAUGGGAGACCAUUCUGCAGAUGCGAACGGUACUCUUCGAGUUCGAGCUCAUCCGCACCGGUCACAACCGUGCCGCUUAUGAUGCGGCCUUGAACUUUGACUUUGAAAACUUUGAUGAAGCCAGCAGCCUGAACGAGGCGCAGGCCAUGGCUUUGGCCAGUGCCAAGGAGUUCAGUGCGGAGAACGCCAAGGAAGAGGCAGCUGCAGCUGCCACCUCCAAGGACGAAAUCGAUCCCGCCACGGGACAGAGACGCCAUUCGGUGGGCCUCCGAUCCAUCCUGUUGAAGGGUCAAAUGUUCUACAUCAAAGAUGUGGACUCGCUGAUCUUCCUGUGCAGUCCUCUAAUCGAAAAUCUUGAUGAGCUUCAUGGAAUCGGUCUCUAUUUGAACGAUCUCAAUCCGCAUGGACUGAGUAGAGAGCUUGUGAUGGCGGGAUGGCAGCACUGCUCCAAGCUGGAGAUCAUGUUCGAGAAGGAGGAGCAGCGAUCGGAUGAGCUGGAAAAGUCGCUGGAACUGGCAGAUUCCUGGAAAAGGCAGGGAGAUGAGCUACUGUACUCUAUGAUUCCGCGACCCAUUGCCGAGCGAAUGAGGAAGAGCGAGGAGCACGUGUGUCAGAGUUUCGAGGAGGUAUCCGUCAUCUUUAUCGAGGUGAUGAAUAUCUAUGACAGUGGGUCCAACAACAUCCAGGAUGCCAUGCAGGCGGUGACCACCUUAAACAAAGUGUUCUCGGCUUUGGAUGAAGAGAUCAUUUCCCCGUUCGUUUACAAAGUGGAGACCGUGGGCAUGGUUUACAUGGCUGUUUCGGGAGCGCCUGACGUGAAUCCCCUUCACGCCGAGCAUGCCUGCGACUUGGCCUUGAGGGUGAUGAAGAAGGUCAAAGCCCAUGCACUUCCCGGAGUGGCUAUACGGGUGGGCAUCAACUCGGGACCCGUCGUCGCCGGAGUGGUUGGAAUGAAGGUUCCUCGAUACUGCCUCUUUGGAGACACCGUUAACACCGCCUCGCGAAUGGAAAGCAGCAGCGAUCCCUGGAUGAUCCAGCUGUCCAACUACACAGCGCUGAAGGUGCAAAAGGUGGGCUAUAAGGUUGAAGCGCGGGGAUUCGUCAAGGUCAAGGGCAAAGGCGAGAUGGAGACCUACUGGCUUUUGGAAGGACCAGAGUAAAACUGGAGAUUUGUUUGUCUUCGAUAAUCCAGCGGAACAACUCAAAAAUAAUACCCCCAUUGGUAUUGAAAUAUAAAAAACAUAUUUUGAGACAGAAAAUCUUGUAACCUUUUGGAAAUAAUCAGGCUCAAAAACCUCUUAUAUCUAAUGUUUUGGCACAGGACCUUUUGGGAAAAGUAAACGAAACCCCUGUAAAAUAAAAGUGGAUCAAUAGAAAAAUAAAUUCAAUACACAUUGAGUAA